CGGCGCGGCCGUGUGGCCGGGGCCCGCGCGGUUCACUAGCGACCAGCGCCUGGCGGCGUCCAGGUCGUGCAUUGCGCGGAGCUGGCGGCGACCGCCGCUGCCGUACAGCGUUAAGGCGCGGGGUCCUCCACGGCCCGGCUCUGGGCCCGCCCUCGACGCCUGGGGACUGGAUGAGAACCUCCUUCCUGGUCUCUCGAUGCAGUGACCGAAGGGACAAGGAAAGGUGACAGCACAACAGGAGGGUCCGCCUGCGCUGCCGCUCUCCUGGGUGCCGGUCCUUCGAGAGGCUGCCCAGUGCCGGUGACCGGCCCAGCCCCGGCACGUGCCGGCAGCCGCCGCCCCCGGACGCGCGGGAACGUGCCCCUGGCUCGGCGCUGGGCCUCGGAAAGGCGCGCUGCCCAGAGGCCCCUGGGGAGGAGCCGGGACCACGGGCCGGUGCCGGGCACCCGGCUGCCUCCUAGAUGAGCGAGCAGCCCAGCGUGGCGGGGAAGGCGGCGGUGUGCGGGGCCACCAGGCCUGGCAGGGUUCCUCUUCCCUCCAGAGUCUAGCUGCCUCUGUCUCCCGAGGAAGGAACAUGCCCACUCGUCCCGCCCCUGCAGAAUAAUGAAAGCAAGGUGAUAUGGUUUGAUGAUAGGAUUUGUUGAAGCCAAGUCACAACUUUUCCUGAUUCAGCAUGCUAAAACAUAAGGAUCACUCAUCUAAAAAAGAUAACUUAGCAAUCACUGCGGUUGCUUUACAAGAUCACAUUUUACAUGACCUUCAACUUGGAAAUCUUUCAAUAGCAGAUAAUUCUAAGACAGAAGUACGAAAGAAAGAGAACAAGGCAAAAUCUCUGAAGAGAGAUGCAAAAGCAGUAGUAGAUACUGGACUUAAAAAACCCACGCACAGCCCCAGGGUAGAAGAUCCGGAAAGAGAGUACGUUCUUGAUCCCACACCACCGCCGCUGACUUUAGCCCAGAAGCUGGGCCUCAUUGCGCCUCCCCCGUUGCCACUGUCCUCAGAAGAAUGGGAGAGUGUGAAACAGAGGUCCGUCCUGCACGGGGACUCCAUGCAGCCAUGCCCCAUAUGCAAGGAGGAGUUUGAGCUGCACCCCCAGGUGCUGCUCUCCUGCUCCCACGUGUUCCACAGGGCAUGCCUUCAAGCUUUUGAAAGGUUCACAAAUAAAAAAACAUGUCCUCUCUGUAGAAAGAACCAGUAUCAAACCCGAGUGAUCCAUGAUGGGGCCCGUCUGUUCAAAGCCAAGUGUGCUACCAGGAUCCAAGCCUGCUGGAGAGGCUACGUGGUUAGAAAGUGGUACAGAAGCCUGAGGAAAGCAGUGCCUCCCACAGAUGCCAAGUUAAGGAAGAAGUUCUUCGAAGAAAAGUUCAUAGAGAUCAGUCACCGCAUCCUGUGCUCCUACGACACCAACAUAGAAGAACUCUUCUCAGAAAUCGAUCACUGCUUGGCUGUGAACCGAAGCAUUCUUCAGCAGUUGGAUGAAAAGUGCGGGCAAGAGCUCACAGAAGAGGACUGGGAGAAGAUCCAAGUGCAGGCUGCUCAUCGGGAGAUCUGCGAGUGCUCCAUCUGCCUGACCCCGCUCUCCCUUGAUGCACAAGCAGCCGUGGGGACGAGCAGCCACCCGUGUCCCCGUCCCCGGGCCACAGUCCUCCUGUCCUGUGCGCACCUGUUCCACCAUACCUGCCUGCAGGCUCUGGAGGAGUUCUCCGUGGGGGAUCAUUCCCCCUUCCACGUGUGUCCUCUCUGCCGCUCCUGCUACCAAAAGAAAAUUCUUGAAUGUUGAAAAGUUGUAUAGUUCUGAGGAGAAAACUUAAGAACUGUAUUGAGUUUUGAGUUAAAUACUACAGGGCCAUUUCUAACCCAGUGACAACUCUUGGUAAUUAUAGAGAAGAAAUAUAAUAACUAUAUUGCAAAACCUGCCAACCAACCUAUCUAGUUUUAGCCUUUAUUUAUUUUAAAAAAUGUCAGAUUCCUUAGUUUAAUCUCUUGAAAUAAAAUGAGGAAUUCUAAAGUACAGUUAGUGUCUGACCAAGAUGUUUUCCACCAACACACACCUUACAGUCUGUUGGUCCUAAACUUACUUUGUAAUAAUCAUUUUAUUCUGGGUAAUAGGUUGCUGUUGUAGUUGAGAACUUUGUGUAAAGCAAUAAAAUAAAAACAUUCCAUGUUA
This is a messenger RNA of Marmota monax (woodchuck), 2167 nucleotides long. RefSeq names its product ring finger protein 32 (gene Rnf32). Bases 674 to 1780 code for a protein of 368 amino acids. The transcript is spliced from 9 exons. Lineage: Eukaryota; Metazoa; Chordata; Mammalia; Rodentia; Sciuridae. The record is from RefSeq and is a predicted model, not a curated record. Gene Ontology annotation, molecular function: protein binding.